UUCUUCGACUUGUUUUAUGAAUUCGGGUUGAAGAGUUAGUUCACGUUGGUGUAUUGGUCCGAACGAACGAACGAUCGAACGAACGACCCAGAGGAACUGGGUAGUAUAGUACUCGCACUCAAACAAACCUCAACUGACGAGUAUGGAGAGAAAUUUCUCAACGCUGUCCCUUCACACUAGGCUUUCCAAGGAGGAAGAGGAUGGUUCCACCAGCGUGGUUCCUUCGAUAACGAAUGCAGCCACCUUCAAGACCAGUUCCGACUACAUCUUGGGCCAAGGUAAUGCCUAUUGUUAUGGGCGGUAUGGGAACACCACUCGUAACACUUUGGAGGCUACCAUCGCCAAAUUGGAAGGAGCCGCUCAAGCAUUUGCUUUCAGUUCUGGGAUGGCCGCUACGAGCGCUGUGGUCGAUGGCUUGCUGAAACAAGGCGACGAAGUUGUGGCCUCCAAACAGAUGUAUGGUGGGACCUACUCGUUGUUUACGGAAGACCUCCAUAAAUUUGGCGUGUGUCUGAAGUUGGUCGACAAGUCCGUCGUCGAUGACAUUGUCUCAGCUUUGACCUCGAAGACGCGGCUGGUUUGGUUGGAAGUAUGUUCCAACCCGUUGUUGAAGAUCCUGGACCUUGCCCUGAUGGUCAAGGCCAUUAAAGGGUACAAAUCUGACAUCAUCAUUUGUAUCGACAACACCUUUCUCUCCCCAUUCAUUGUGAAGCCCUUGUCGUUUGGCGUGGACAUGGUCAUGCAUUCAAUGUCGAAAUAUUACGGCGGUCACAGCGACAUUAUCAUGGGAUGUUUGGCUAUGAAUGAUCCAGCGCUGGGAAGCCAAAUCCUGCGUGCCCAACGGAUGCGUGGAGGUGUGCCUUCAGCCUUUGAUUGCUACCUGAUGAUCCGAUCCAUUUAUACUUUGGAGAUCCGGAUGAUGAAGCAUCACGAGAAUGCCCUGGCCGUGGCUAAUUUUUUGGCCGAUCAUCCCGGAGUUGCUGAGGUGGUGCACCCAUUGCUGGCCAACCAUCCUUCUCAUGACUUGGCCCAACAACAACAUGGCGGUCUCCAUUCGGGUAUGAUUGCCUUCACGAUCAAGGGGGGCAAACGCGAAGCCCUGGCCUUCUUCGACAACUUGAAGUUCAUCACGUAUGCCGUGAGUUUGGGUGGGGUGCACUCAUUGAUCAGUCAUCCCAUGAGCACCACCCAUAGUUUCUUGAAGCCCGAAGAUUGCUCGGCGGUGGGAAUCCAUGAGGGAACCGUGAGAUUCUCCGUGGGAAUCGAGAAUGUCGAAGACAUCAAAACCGAAUUGAAUCGUGCCCUUCGAACUGCCCUGAAGUUAGAGAUUUAAAAGAGCCCGAGUACAGUAGUACAUUUGGCUCCUUUCAAUACAAUACGUAGAUCAAACUGA
Messenger RNA from Tigriopus californicus, 1393 nucleotides. RefSeq names its product cystathionine gamma-lyase-like. Gene Ontology annotation, cellular component: cytoplasm. Lineage: Eukaryota; Metazoa; Arthropoda; Copepoda; Harpacticoida; Harpacticidae. Gene Ontology annotation, molecular function: pyridoxal phosphate binding; carbon-sulfur lyase activity. Gene Ontology annotation, biological process: transsulfuration. The transcript is spliced from 6 exons. The record is from RefSeq and is a predicted model, not a curated record. The coding region runs from base 143 to 1333 and encodes 396 amino acids.